Molecule: messenger RNA, 612 nt
Organism: Poecilia reticulata (guppy)
Lineage: Eukaryota; Metazoa; Chordata; Actinopteri; Cyprinodontiformes; Poeciliidae
Product: bMERB domain-containing protein 1
Source: RefSeq, a predicted model, not a curated record
UGGUGCAGCGCCCCCCACAGGCGUUUUGACAGUACGAAAGUGAAACGCAGCAGCUUUUCGAACCGGAGCAAGUUCGACGGAAAAUGUCAUCUCGAUGGCCGACUCUAAGGUCACRGUGGAGGACAUCGAAGGGGAGCUGAUCAAGAUUGAGCGGAUACGUGAGAUCCUCGUACGACGAGAAUCAGAGCUAAGAUACAUGAUGGAUGACAUUCAGCUCUGUAAAGAAAUUACAAGGCUGAAACAGGAGCUGCAGAAACUUGUCACAACUCCAGACAAAGACAAGUCCACAGAAGACGGAGAGAAGGAAGAGGAACUGCUGAAGCAGAUAAACAAGCUGGUGGAGACCAGAGACUUCCUGGUGGACGACGUGGAGUUUGAACGGCUCAGGGAAAGAGAGGAAGACAAGGAGAUGGCAGCUUUCCUGGAGUCCAAAUUUCCCAAUUCUUUGGCCAAAAAAGGUUCUCCGCGAGAUSGAAGGGUUGCAUCACAAUCCCAGCAGACAUCCAGUCCGUUUCUCACGAAAGCCGGACUGACGCUGCUGAAGGACUGCUGCGGCUUCACCUGCUCCGUCAUGUGAAGGAGUGAAAAGCUGCAUGUGUGUGUGUGUGUGUG